AUGGCGAUUACCCUCCGACGCUUAGCCCUCACAUGGACGGUUCUCCUCCUCGACGCCUGCGGCGCGGCAGCUGUCCAAAAAGCCUGGGGAACUCACGCGGCCUCUCUCCCCUCUUCCUCGUCUUCCUCGCCUUCCUCGCCUUACUCUUCUUCCUUGCCAGUCUCCAAUUCUUCUCUCUCUUCCCUUUCUUGGAGUUCUUCCCGUGUCUCUGGCGCCACCGUUCUUGCAGCGGCGCUGGCCGCAGGUGCGUGGGCCUUCUUCUGUCGCUCGGCGAUGAAGAGCGACAGAAAAGGAGGAGAGAGUGGAGAAAACGGAAAAGCCCAAGUUGAAACCGACAGCAGAGGGCGAUAUACAUGCGAUAGCGAGGCAGGCGAAGAACGCGAGGCAGGCGAAGAACGCGAGGCAGGCGAAGAACGCGAGGCAGGCGAAGAACGCGAGGCAACCGAAACGGGAGAAACAGGGGAAACGUGCGAGAAACGAGAGAACGAAGGUGAAGCAACAGGGAGUGUCCAAACACUCGCCAGAGAGCGCCCAGACUCGCAUGGCGACUUCGACGAGAAGCUUAGCGACCGGGACGCAUGCAGCGCAUCCUCAGCCGUCUCCUCCGACGUCGAGGAGAAUCGAUCAAACGCACAGACCUUCCAGGGCUCUGCAUCGACAGCUGCGUGUUGGAACCAGAUCCGCACGCACGAUUUCGACACCGCCCCGACGCGUCUCGCUCUCGUCGAUCCCGCGUGUCUCUCUCCAGUGUCUCCUUCGUCUUCCGUGUCUCUUUUGUCUCCUUUGUCGCCUUUGGCGUUUGGGCCCUUGGCGAGUCUCUUGGUUCCCACGAGUGCCGCCCGGCGGCUGUGCGGCGCAGUGCCUGGAUUUCUGUACACCUGGCUGCAAGACCAGAGAAACGCCGGUGUCUUCCUCGCCGGGGGCGUUGUGCUUCUCGCCACUCUGAAGAGCGUUGUGGCUUAUCUUCUGGAAAGGCGGCGCGAACGGCGACGGGUGACGGCUGCGCUGGAGGCGUAUCGGAGAGAAGAAGAAGAAUUUGUCAAGUACGGCCCUCGGGGCAAGAAAGCGGCGCAAGACUCGGGCAGUCCGGCGUCGUGCCUGCGGAGUGACAAAAAAUCCUCCGGCCAGCCUCGAGGCCGGGUCCCUCUGGAGGAUGACGAACAUCCAAGAAUGUGA
Neospora caninum is the source of this 1176-nucleotide messenger RNA. RefSeq lists its product as hypothetical. Bases 1 to 1176 code for a protein of 391 amino acids. Lineage: Eukaryota; Apicomplexa; Conoidasida; Eucoccidiorida; Sarcocystidae. The transcript is spliced from 2 exons. The record is from RefSeq and is a predicted model, not a curated record.